UAUACAGCGGUGAAAAGAUCAGUAACUGCACCUACUGAAACAUGGAGAGCAGCACGCACAGCUCAUCUCCUCUGUCUUCAUGGAGGGAAAGUUUUAUAAUAAAGCGGAUCCGCAUGUUGGCCCCUGUUGGGUUCAAGACAGAAAUAAUAGAGCUAUCUAAACUGGCCGGACCUGUGUUUAUGGCCCAGCUCAUGAGUUUUGCAGUGAGUUUUGUCAGUACUGUUUUCUGUGGCCAUCUGGGGAGGACAGAGCUGGCGGGGGUGACUUUAGCCAUCGCAGUUAUUAAUGUAACAGGUAUAUCUAUUGGAUCGGGUUUGGCCUCAGCAUGUGAUACUCUGAUUUCUCAGACGUUUGGGAGCCGUAACUUGCUGAGAGUUGGGGUCAUUCUGCAGCGGGCGAUCCUCAUUUUGUUACUGGCAUGUUUCCCAUGUUGGGCGAUUCUCGUUAACACAGAGGUCCUUCUGUUGGCUGUCAGACAGAAACCAGAGGUGGCCAGGUUAGCUCAAGUGUAUGUGAAUAUCUUUAUGCCAGCACUACCUGCUGCAUUCAUGUAUUCAUUAGAAACAAGAUAUCUGCAAAACCAGGGAAUCAUAUGGCCACAGGUACUCACAGGCAUUGUGGUCAAUCUUCUUAACGCUCUCUUCAACUACAUCUUCCUUUAUGUAUUACAUCUGGGAGUAGAAGGUUCUGCUGUUGCCAACACCAUUUCUCAGUUCUGCAUGGCUGCAGUUCUCUAUGCAUAUAUCAUGUGGAAAGGCCUUCAUAAGGCCACCUGGGGAGGCUGGUCAAAAGAGUGUCUGCAAGAGUGGGACUCAUACAUCCGCCUGGCCAUCCCCAGCAUGGUCAUGAUGUGUGUAGAGUGGUGGACGUACGAGAUUGGAGGUUUUCUGGCAGGUCUAAUUAGUGAAGUGGAGCUUGGAGCUCAAGCAGUUGUGUACGAACUGGCAAAUGUUGCAUACAUGUUCCCCAUGGGUUUCAGUAUAGCAGGCAAUGUAAGAGUUGGAAACUCCUUGGGUGCUGGAAAUACAGAGCAGGCUAAGCUGUCUGCUAAAUUGACAAUGUUCUGUGCAGUGUCAGUCUCCAUAUGUCUGUCAGCUGUCAUUGGGGGCCUAAAAGACCACAUCUCUUAUGUCUUUUCUUAUGACGAACAAAUCAGGGAAAGGGUUGCAGAUGUGAUAUCUUUAUAUGCUCCAUUCAUCCUCCUAGAUGCAACAUCUGCUGCUUCAGGAGGCAUUAUAAGAGGAGCAGGUAAACAGAAGAUUGGGGCUGUUUGCAAUAUUUUGGGAUAUUAUGGUGUUGGUUUUCCCAUUGGAGUGUCGUUGAUGUUUGCAGCCAAAUUAGGAAUCAAGGGUCUUUGGAUAGGCUUGUUUUCCUGUGUGUUUCUGCAGUGCUCAGUUCUGAUAACCUACCUGGUAAGAAUGAACUGGAAGAAAGCUACAGUUGAGGCUCAGAUCAGAGCGGGAGUGUGUGGGGGCUCCACAGACACAAGUCCCGAACCUGAUGAUCCCAGGAGCUCAGAGGGCCCAAUAGACACCCUGGACCUGGUUGACACAGAGGCAGAACCAGCAGAAAGAACAGUAGAGGGGGAGCUCUCUCACAGGGCGCUGGUUCUGCGUCGGGGCCUGACUCUGGCCAUCAUGCUGUUCAUCCUGGCUGUUGGAAUCAUUAUGAACCUACUAAUCACUAACUUAGUUACAUGACCUUGGCCAAAGUCUACUGUAUUCAGUAUUAAGUAUCUCUAUAGCCACCAGUGCGCAACAUGAUGCAGAUGUUUGCGUAUUGUAAGAUGCAGAGGCAGGACAUGCAGAAGAAAGGCACAUGUGCAGAUGAGCAGACAGCUGACAGAACAGAAAGGGAAACGGUGUAUGAUCAAUGAAUUAAUCUCCACAAGCAAAAUAUUACCCUCAAACAUGAUUUCAUAAGAUUUUUUCAGUGAAUCUGCAAGUGUUUGGCACCACAUUCUGUAAAAAAUGGGUCAAGCUGAAGACAGUUUGACAAUCUUUGCAUUUAAUACAAUCAACAGAA
Plectropomus leopardus (leopard coralgrouper) is the source of this 2025-nucleotide messenger RNA. RefSeq names its product solute carrier family 47 member 3 (gene slc47a3). Gene Ontology annotation, biological process: xenobiotic detoxification by transmembrane export across the plasma membrane. The record is from RefSeq and is a predicted model, not a curated record. NCBI's taxonomy places the organism in Eukaryota, Metazoa, Chordata, Actinopteri, Perciformes, Serranidae. Gene Ontology annotation, cellular component: membrane. Gene Ontology annotation, molecular function: xenobiotic transmembrane transporter activity; antiporter activity.